Molecule: messenger RNA, 5025 nt
Organism: Zootoca vivipara (common lizard)
Lineage: Eukaryota; Metazoa; Chordata; Lepidosauria; Squamata; Lacertidae
Gene: LZTFL1
Product: leucine zipper transcription factor like 1
Biological process (GO): negative regulation of protein localization to cilium
Cellular component (GO): cytoplasm
Source: RefSeq, a predicted model, not a curated record
CCUCCUCCUCUUCCGCCAACGGCAUUCCGAAGGAGGGGGUCGCGAGCCUCCUGGCUCCGUCGCUAUGGCAACCGCCGCGCUGUAAACCGUCGCCGCUUUGCCUCAGGGCCGCCGCCGGUUCGUCAUGGCAGAGCUGGGUCUGAAUGAGCAACACCAGAAUGAAGUUAUCAACUACAUGCGAUUUGCACGCUCCAAGCGUGCCCAGCGUCUUAAGACAGUAGACUCUUGUUUUCAGGACCUGAAGGACAGCAGGCUGGUGGAAGACACAUUUACUAUUGAUGAAGUGACAGAUAUACUGGAUGGCUUGCAGACUGUGGUACACAGUGAAGUGGAAUCAGAACUUAUUAACACAGCCUAUACCAAUGUUUUACUUCUGCGCCAGAUUUUUUUCCAAGCAGAGAAGUGGUAUCUUAAACUGCAGACUGACAUUUCUGAGCUGGAAAAUAGAGACUUACUAGAGCAAGUUGCAGAGUUUGAAAAGUCAGAAUUUACAUCUUCAAAUAAGAAGCCUAAUCCAGAGUUGGUGAAGCCUAAACUUACUCCAUUGCAUGAAGGAGCAUCAGAAUUAUUGAACAAGGAAAUAGCAAGACUCCAAGAAGAAAAUGAAAAAUUGAAGACUAGAUUAAAGACCAUAGAAGGGCAUGCUACAAGUGCACUGGAUGAAAAAUCAAAGUUAGAGAAGGCUCUACGUGAGCUACAAAUUGCCCAGGGAGAUCAAAAGUUUAACCCAACUCAGGAUAUUAGUGAAUUAGAAAAUUCUAUGGCUGAUCUGAAGUGCAAGCUUGAAAAGACUUUGCAAGACAGUACUGCAAGCCAAAAAUCAUUGGAAGAGAAUUUGGUAACAACAAAGCAUGACCUUCUUAAGGUUCAGGACCAGUUGGCUAUGGCUGAAAAGGAAUUGGAAAAGAAGUUCCAACAAACAACUGCCUACCGUAAUAUGAAAGAGAUUCUCUCCAAGAAGAAUGAACAGAUAAAGGAAUUAAGAAAGAAGCUUUCAAAAUACGAACCAGAUGAUUAAGGUCUGAAGAGCAUUUGCUGUGUUAAACUGCCACAAAAAGAUAAUGCAUAGGAUUUUAAAAAUAUGAAAUCUAUAUUGGGAUUUAUGCUUUCUAAUGAGUUUAUUGUUUUCUUUUCUGAAAAAAAAGUUUAUUGAUAGGAAGCCAUAAUAGAAUUGAGAGCAAAGAAAAGGCAUAGUCUUAUUUCUGUACUUCAUGUCUUUUGAAUAGCUAUCUUGUGGAUUGCCUGGAAAACUACAAACAUGGAGGUAUUAAUUCUUGUGAAGUAGAAAGAUAUUUUUUUUCAUACCUAUAAGGUACAGACCCAAAGAGUUAAAUUCCUGCAAUUUACAUGCUUCUCAAACAUGGCCUAUCUUUUAAAAUUGUACUAGGAGCAGUGAUUCUCUAAGUAACUUGUUGAUUCAUACCUGCUAUUUGUUUUAAAUUGAUUAGUUCAGUAGCUUCAAAAAGAACUUCUGCACUGAAAAGGGGGGGAAACAAUCUGUUUCUUAUGUGUAGGAAGUGGAAAAACUGAUGCUCAAAUGUUAACUGGUUAACUAGUAAAAAUAUAUUUAUUGUCUUACACAUGUAAUUGAACUUAUGCUGUUUUAAAUUUCGUUAUUAUUUCACAAAUGUAAGGAAUCCCAUCUCCAGUACACCUUCCAUUCAUUUCACUGAUGGUUUGCACAGAAACUCUGGGCACUCCACACUGAAAUCAAUUUUUUUAUAUGCAGCAAACAGCCUUUCUGGAAUCUGUCCAUAUAUCCCAGGAAAAAAAUAUUACAUUCUAAAGGUGAAUGUUCAAUACUAGAACAGAAAGUAGAGGGUUUUUUUCCAAAUCUGCUAAGUUGGCAACAGACUAGAUGAAACUAUUGUUACUUUUUGGAGUGACAGGUCAACCAGUCUUCAUCAUGCAUGUAUUCCAGCCUUUUGGGUUCUGUGUAUUUGCCAACCAUAUAUUGCUAUAUAUUUUGUCUUUAUUAUAUAUGUUAUUAAAUUCCUAAUUUAAUUAAAUUCCUAAAUAAGGUCAAUGAAAUUUCUUGCCUCAAAAAACCUGUUUUUUGUUUGUUUGUUUUUCAGCAAAUACAAAAGGACAAGUUUAUUUGUCUGCUAGGGGUUAGGCAUUUUUAUAUGUAAUCUCUCAGCAAUUUACAUCUCUUGACCUUAUUCUCUCUUUUAAAAAACAAACAACCAGUGGAUAGCUUGAGUGAGAUCUCAUACUGUACUGACUUAUAUGGAAAUUCUGCUCAUAUAAAUCAAACACACGUAUGCAUAUUUGCAUAGUUCACCUUUUACUAAAUUCAGAAUAUUUUGAUCAAGGCUGUAUAGCAGAAGUAGAGCAACUUUUUCAGCCUGAGAGCUGCAUUCCUGCAUACACAAACUUCUGGAGGUCACAUGGUGGCUCAGAAGCAAAAAUGGAUGGGUCAAUGGAUGUGGCUUGCCUUUGUACAGUAGGGGACAUUAUUACUUACCCCAUCCCUUUUUUGCUCCAUCUCUGGGUAGGAAAACAAAACAGAAUGCAAGAGAAGGAAUGUGAACUAAUAAUUCGACAGAGGAACUCUCUGACCAAGCUCUGUUUCAUAGUAACAGGCUUUGCAGCAUCAUUAUGUGGAUUAUUCUUUAUGGGCAUGGUAAAUAUUGGUUCUUUUAUUUGCUUCAGGGCACUAUAAUAUGAAUAAACAUUUCAUUAUAGAGCAUAAAUGACUGCUGAAUAAUUACAGCAAGACUGACAUUUGAGUGCAUUUUUUAAAAAUACCAAGUUUUCUUUUACCAAAUACAGCCUGUGCUAAAGAGCUACAGACACAAUAUCCAAUAUCACUGGACUAGCACAAUAAAUCUUAAAUUGCAAUGGUUGGUUUUUUCUAUUAUGAAAUGUAGUUUUAACUCUGGAUUCUUCACAUACCCUCUCUAUACAUUAAGUUAACAAAUCAACAUUCUAUUUAAUUGACAGGAGGGACUGAAAAGAACUUUCUUGAGACCUAUUCUGUAUGUGUUAGGUCUGAAUAUUUCUUUCCUCUCUCAGAGAAAGCAAACCUUUGGCUCUAGCCCCAUGAAUUUCCCCUUUAAAAUCUUUAAAGCCUUUUCUAAGACGUGUGACAGGUUCUAGUGGCAGAGCCUAUAACUUACAUAGUGUGUAUUUUAACAUAUACUUUACCAAUACUUUACCAUAGUGUGUAUUUGUGUCUUUCAUACCUGCUGCUUCAAGAUUGCUUUUAGAUAUAAAUUACAGAAACCGCUCAAAAUUGAAUGAUUCCUUCCCUCAUAGGCCAGCAUAUACUAGCAUUAACCCCACACUGAUUUUUAUAAAAUAGAUUUCCUGGCUGUACCUCAAAUAAAAAUUCUAAUAGGAUGCAUUUACAGUAAUAGGAGGUUGUGGAAAAAAACUUCUUUCAAGGUGCUUUUGUUGUUAUGAAAUGAAGCAUGUUUUCUGUCAGUCAAAAAUUAAGCUGUUUCACAUUGCCAUGACAGAAUAAACAGCUUGCAUAGCAGGGAAGCAGCUGAAUUCAGUAGCUGGUCACUAAUUGACUUGGAAGUGGUUCAAAAUGGUAAUACUUUAACUGUUUGGUAUGUUUCAUAUGUUUUGACGGCAUUUGUCUAAAAAUUAGUGUAAACCAAUAUACUUAAAAACAUACCCAUUUUCUUUGGUGUGUCAUAAAGAAAAAACAAGGGUCAUACAGUCCUUAUUGAAAUAACUCUCAUGACAUUUGGGGGGGAAAUGGUAGAUUGCUGGAUGUGGGGUAUAAUUUAGAUGGGAGGAAAUAGCCCCAACACAGCAGCCUCAAUCAUAGCUGCCAAGUUUUCCCUUUUCUCGCGAGGAAACCUAUUCAGCAAAAGGGAAUUUCCCUUAAAAAAAGGGAGAACUUGGCAGCUAUGGCCUCAAUCCCAAUCUCAAACGCACUGUCUGGCUGCUCAGAUUUCCCAACAUCUUGUCUCAUCUGGCCUUCAAAAGAACUACUAACAGCAAAUAAGAAUAACAGAACAAGUAACUAUAUUUUGUUGCCUGUUUUAAGGCAAGCUACUUUCUGUGUUCCUGGUUGAAUUCGUGAGGACCUCUGGUUUGGGACUAAUGCACCUUACAUGACUAACAAUGCAAUCCCUAACCGUAUCUACUCAGAGGCAAGUCUUGCUCCCAGGUCAGUGGGGUUAGGAUUGCAGCCUUAGUCUAAGGGUGCUUCUAUAUGUGGACUUCAUUUGUAACUGGGUCCGAAUUUAUUGGAUGACCUACUUGACAUUCCCUAGAUUAAAUGUGUUGGGCAGCAGGGAAUACCAGCUGACAUUCUGAUGUAAAGUAAUAUUGUGUGGAUCCUGGGGGCGGGACCCUGCAUGCAUAAAUGGUACUAAACAUCCACCUGGAAGUACCCCUAAUCUGAAGUUGCAGCAAUGAUACUUGGUGCUACCUUUUAGACUCUUACAUAAAAACUGAGAAUUUUUGUUAAUUUAAUGCCACAGUCUAAAUUAAAAUAUAAAAUAUUGUGAAAGUGGGUCAAAGACUGAAUUAUUUCAGUCGGUCUUUUCCCUAUGAUCAUCUUCAUUACUGUGCUUAGUGCACAUUUAUCAUGUCAUAAAUUGGUUAUUGGGAAGAUGAGCCAAGCUAUGUUACAUGUAUGAACACAUAGGUGUUUUAAUAAAGUGUAUGCUCCGUACCUUGUUUAUUUUAUCCUAUCAGAUCUGUUCAGCUCACUCAUUCUUUCCAUGAUACUCCUCCCAAACUCAUCAUCUAAUUAAUACUGCAAUCCUCUACAACCUUCCCUGGACAUGCCCAUAGUGCAUGGUGAUAUUCGCAGCCAAGGAAAAUGUUAAAUUCAAAUUAUUAUCCAGUGCUUUAUCUGAUGUUCCAUUCAGGCAGAAGUCUGGCUAUGAGCAAGUAGGCUUGCACUCUACUUAUCUUUCAGAUUGCCAAUCAUUUAUUAACUUGUCAUAAGAAGCUGAUGUUUGACAGAAUUGCCAUUACGUAUUUUUACCAGGUAGGUCAAUCACUGAUCAGUUAGAUACCAAGAGGAGUCAACAGCAAGGCUUCAUAAUCCUCCUU